Molecule: messenger RNA, 1463 nt
Organism: Brassica napus (rape)
Lineage: Eukaryota; Viridiplantae; Streptophyta; Magnoliopsida; Brassicales; Brassicaceae
Product: galactinol synthase 6
Molecular function (GO): glycosyltransferase activity
Source: RefSeq, a predicted model, not a curated record
AUAUCAUCAUUUCUAUAAAUACGUAGGUAUUAAUUAUUGAAAGGAUAUUGAAUCCGUAAUUAAUCUCUCAUUUAAUUCCCAUAUCUCUCUUGCUAUAUAAUAAGAUGACUUCUUCCUAUCUUCCUCACACUUAAACGACCUCUUAAAUUUCUAAAAGUUCUUUUUAAUCGUUUGAGAUGGCUACUGGUAACAUGACUCUCGAAAAGAAGAUCAAAGCUGACGUGACAAUGAAUGCCAAUGUUGGCAAAAGAGCUUACGUCACUUUCCUCGCUGGCAACAAAGACUACUGGAUGGGUGUGGUCGGUCUAGCCAAAGGACUUCGUAAGGUGAAGUCAGCUUAUCCUCUUGUGGUGGCCUGUCUCCCGGAUGUGCCUGAGGAACACCGUCAAAUUUUGGUGGCUCAAGGAUGCAUAAUCCGUGAGAUUGUACCGGUCGUUCCUCCAGAGAACAAAACCGGUUAUUCCAUGGCUUAUUUUGUUCUCAACUAUUCCAAACUUCGUAUUUGGGAGUUUGUGGAAUAUGAGAAGGUGAUGUAUUUGGAUGGAGAUAUUCAAGUGUUUGGUAACAUCGAUCAUCUUUUCGACACUCCUUCCGGUUACUUGUACGCGGUUAAAGAUUGCUUUUGCGAAAUAUCAUGGUGCAAUACUACUCAGUACAAGAUCGGUUACUGCCAACAAUCACCUGAAAAGGUGACAUGGCCGGUGGAAACUCUCGGUUCUCCGCCGCCUGCCUAUUUCAACGCUGGUAUGUUACUGUUUGAGCCAAAUCUUGUCGUGUACGAGGAUCUCCUUCGUGUUGUUCAGAUCACUACUCCAACGUAUUUUGCUGAACAGGAUUUUCUGAAUAUCUAUUUCAGAGACACCUACAAGCCAAUUCCUUCCACCUACAACCUUGUAUUGGCUAUGUUAUGGCGUCACCCGGAACAUGUUGACCUUAACCAAAUCCGCGUGGUCCAUUACUGUGCAAAUGGCUCAAAGCCAUGGAAAUAUGAUGAAACCGAAGAGCACAUGGAGCGUGAAGACAUAAGAAUGCGGAAGAAAUGGUGGGAGAUUUAUGAAGAUCCAAGUUUGGACUACAAGAACUUUAUGGAAACUGAGUCUAAGUUGAAUCCGAUCACUACUGCAGUCUUAGCUACCAAGGAGUCUGAUGAUGGUGAUGUUCUCACGAGCCUUGCCCCCUCAGCAGCAUAGCCAAUCUUUUAGUCCAAGCUAUACUAUAUUACUAUGCAACCUUUUUUCUGUUUCUGUUUUUGGUUUUAAGAAAGGUUUAGCUAUAUAUAUAAUUUUAUCAUAAUUAUAUAUAUAGCGACCUCGUUUGAGCUUUAUGUUUGUGAGAUUAGAGGUGGUUGGUCUUGUGUUUUGGUUUGCGUUUUGUGUCAAUGCCGACCUUGAUCAACCAUGCAUGCCUUUGUAUCUCUUUUGUUUUAUCAUUAAUCAAUAAUAAAAACUUUCUUUUGGCUUUCA